ACCCUCCCACAUACCACAGCACUCAUUACUCCACACGACAGCAAUGCUCCUUUCUCUAAGGUCCCGCUCCUUACUCUUGCCUCCGUUUAGUGCACAUGUCGGCCCGGUUCGAAAGCUCGCUUCUUCUACUAGGAGGCUGGCCACUACUACACCCAAACCCACUCGCAUUGAAAUGGAGAUAGAGAUUCAUGAGUACAAGGAAGAUUUCCACGAUUUCGUUGCUGGAAUAGCAGAAACCCUUGAAGCCAAUAGGGAGGACAGCAGGUUUGACUGUCUGCGUCAGGAUUUCUGGCAAAAACAGCGUGCGAAGCUGCGCAAGGAGAAGUCGGAGAUCAGGGUGGAAAUCGAGGGUCUGAGGGUAGGCUCUUCGCUCUCAGCCACCGCAAUAUUUCUGACGUCCUUCUGCAUAGUUUGAGCUUUGGGCCGAGAUAAAAGAAAAGAUGAAAUUCAUGGGGGAGUUUAACAUUCUUGGGGCCUUAAGUAUGCCCACAAAAUCGAGUGGUUUGGAGCGCUUAAUAACCUGAUGCAUCAGAAUAUAUCGUUUACACCGCGCGACUCAACAAAAUGAUCGCAUCAUCCGUAGGUGUGCAAAGCGGAUUGAUUGAGCUCGCCGGCAAGGAGGAAUUUAUAAGGAUUGUUCAGCAGGAAGUUCGAGACCGUGGGCUGAACCUCGAGGAUGUGAUAGCUUGCGUCCCAGGCAUCUAUGAUGAAGUAUGCAACCGCCCGCAUGAUAACUAUUGCAUGGUUGUUCUCUGGGCACUGGAAUAUACACCGAACCAGGUAGCCGCCCUUGUAGGCUUCCUAAAGAUGCAGAGUGAAUGGCCUUAUUCAUUGGACUGGCGAGAGGAUGAGGACGGGAAUCCUCGGGAUCCAUGCUGGUGCUGUCCUCCCAAGCCCGAAUAUAUUAAGUAGUUCUACGGCAACGGCUUUCUGGGAGGUGCAUCAGAGCCAAACAUGUUGGAUUGCCUUUAACACGCGGGUAGAAUAAAGGCCCGCUAUAGGGGAUGUACUUAUGAGACCAUUUUUGUAAAUUGAGAUUGGUCCUUGUCUGUAUGCGCACUGGAAGUCUUACUUUCCGGCCGUGGGUCGUAUGUUGAUGCUCGCUCUCUUUCUG
Tuber aestivum (summer truffle) is the source of this 1114-nucleotide messenger RNA. The record is from the annotation of a GenBank genome assembly. NCBI's taxonomy places the organism in Eukaryota, Fungi, Ascomycota, Pezizomycetes, Pezizales, Tuberaceae.